Messenger RNA from Arachis stenosperma, 1010 nucleotides. RefSeq names its product embryo-specific protein ATS3B. Gene Ontology annotation, molecular function: protein binding. NCBI's taxonomy places the organism in Eukaryota, Viridiplantae, Streptophyta, Magnoliopsida, Fabales, Fabaceae. The record is from RefSeq and is a predicted model, not a curated record. The transcript has 3 exons. The coding region runs from base 347 to 916 and encodes 189 amino acids.
AAAGACAUGUUUGCCCUUCCCAACCUCGGCAAGUCGGCAUCAUAACUUGGCUUUGUCUUUCUAGACAUAAUAAAAUCUUAGUAUCUAUAGCAUAAAUUGGAUUGCAUAUUCGUUGACACAUUUUGUUUUUGUUUUAAAAUAUUCAUAUUUUUUGUUCAACAAGAGAGUGACACGUGCAUAGGAAGAGAGAGAGAGAGAAAAGGAUGAAUUUUUUAGCCGAAGACAUCUAAUUUCCAGGUUCCACACCACGCUGUUCCUCAACAACUCCACGUCUCUGCUCCUGUUUGAUUCUGUUGUCUAUAGUUUCAGCAAAAAGAGGGGGGGAAAAUUAAAAAAGAAAAAAAAAAUGAAGCAUCAUCAUCAUCUUGUUGUUCUUCUGCUCUUGUUGGUCUGUGGAGUGACCCUAUCAGUAUCUGAGUCGGAGUCCUAUUCUCUUAAGCCUCAUAUUGCCGAGUCUUUCAAUGUCAGCUAUCUUCAGCUGAAGAGCCAGGGGAGUUGCUCUUACACGGUGGUUAUAUCUACUAGUUGUUCUUCUCCUUCUUAUACAAGGGAUCAGAUCAGUAUUUCUUUUGGGGAUUUUUAUGGCAACCAGAUAUACGUACCAAGAUUGGACGAUCCAGCUUCAGGUACAUUCGAGCGCUGUUCUUCAGAUACCUUUCAGAUAAAAGGUCCUUGCGCGUAUCAGAUAUGUUAUGUUUACUUAUAUAGAUCCGGCCUAGAUGGUUGGAUGCCGGAGAGUGUGAAAAUCAGUGGUUACUACGGCAAGCCUAUUACUUUCUAUUACAACACAUUCAUCCCCAGAGAUACAUGGUAUGGUUUUGAUUGGUGCAAUGCUGCUUCUUCUUCAUACCACCUCUCUUCUCAGAAAUGGCUUCUAUUUUUGAUUCUGGGAUUUGUUCUUCAUUUUUGGUUGUAAUAAGCAUCACUUGCAGAAGAAAUAGUGGACCUAUAUAUGAAAAACCUUUAGAGUUUGGACAAUGCAGUUAGUUAUAUUGGCUUUCUUGUUUAAA